AUGGUUGUCUUGAUUAGGAGCAGUCCCCAGCUCCAUACCCCCAUGUACUUAUUUCUGACACACUUUUCAUUUAUGGAUGCCUGCAUAACUUCAACCAUUGCCCCUAAAAUGCUGCUGAACUUCCUGGUGGAGAAGAAAGCCAUUUCCUACAGUGGGUGCAUUCUCCAGUUUUUCACAUUUUGUACUUUUACAGAUGUGGAGUCCUUCAUCCUGGCUGCCAUGGCAAUAGAUCGUUAUGUGGCCAUCUGCAAACCAUUGUCCUACACAGUCAUCAUGUCGAAGGCACUCUGUGUCUGGCUGCUCACUGGGGCAUAUGUUGGGGGGAUCAUGAGUUCUCUCAUACACACGUGUGCGUCUCUAAGACUGUCUUAUUGUGGGGAGAAUUCUGUCAACCAUUUCUUCUGUGACCUGGCUGCCCUGAUGGCUCUUGCGUGCUCAGACACAUCCCUCAAUGAGUGGCUUCUCUUAACUUUUGGCAUCUUGGUUGAAGCGUCCAACAUUGUGACUAUCCUCACCUCCUAUGGCUUUAUCAUCACAACUAUCACCAGGAUACACUCUGCGGGAGGCCGGCUCAAAGCCUUCUCUACGUGUGCUUCUCACUUGACGACUUUUGCCCUGUUCCAUGGCACCAUCCUCUUCAUGUACUUCCGGCCCAGUUCCAACUUCUCAAUGGACACAGACAAAAGAGUCUCUGUAUUUUACACUCUCAUCAUCCCCGUGUUGAACCCCCUGAUUUAUAGCCUGAGGAAUUCAGAGGUGAAGGAUGCCCUAAAGAAACUGAUCAGGAAAAAUAUAAAUCCUCACUGA
Messenger RNA from Podarcis muralis (Common wall lizard), 807 nucleotides. The record is from RefSeq and is a predicted model, not a curated record. NCBI's taxonomy places the organism in Eukaryota, Metazoa, Chordata, Lepidosauria, Squamata, Lacertidae.